AUGGAAGCAAACUCGGGGGUCACAUUCUACGAAGCUCAGAUCGCUCUUGCGUGUCAAUGGGAAGGUCCCCGCUAUAAUGGCGGCGACGCUCCGAAGGAAGUGUUUAUCAAAGUCCCUCAGCCUGCGCAGGAAGGCAUGACUUUGAGCCAAACCAAGAUGAAGCUGGGGAAGGUGCCUCUACCGGCCUCAUACGACGACGCAGUGAACAUUGUACGGAGAUUCGAGAAAGGCUCAGAUGAUAUCAGAGGCGACGAAGAUGUGUCCGAUACCGCAUCGCAACACAGACUGAUGGACCGAACACGCUUGAGCGACGAGAUUUGGUAUGGUUCCGAGGCAGAGGAGCGGGAUGCGUACUAUCUCAUGAUCGUUGACGACAGACGUGUUAUUAUGGGUUCUGCGAAUUUGAAUGACAGAAGUCCAAAGGGAGAUGGCGAUUCCGAAAUCGCGCUCGUUGUCGAAGACGGUGACAUAGUGCGUGCGACGAUGGACGGGCAUCCAUACAUGGCCGCACGCUUUGCGACUACUCUGCGUCGCAAGCUCUUACGGGAGCACCUCGGCCUUAUCGAGCCUCAGAACGUCUUGCAUUCCACCGAGAAGGUCACUUCGUUCAUGCGAUGCGCGCCAGAGCCCGACGACGACGAGAUCGGGACGCGGGAAGACAAUGCCGUAGCGGAUUCCCUAGCAGACAGCACCCUAGAACUAUGGAAUCGUACAGCAAGAAUAAAUCGCGAGAUUUUCACUGAGGUCUUCCGCCCUGUGCCCACUAACCUUGUUCGUUCCUGGUCUGCGUACGAGGCAAGCAACGAUGUCUACGAGUUUUCUCGGAGCAUGUUUGACGAAAUACAGCUGCAACGUAUCAAGGAACGUCUUUCCCAGGUCAGGGGUUCAGUGGUCGAGUGCCGUCUGGAUUUCUUGAUCGAUGACAAGGAGUUUGUUGAGGAUGUUGACUAG
Messenger RNA from Suillus subalutaceus, 951 nucleotides. RefSeq lists its product as uncharacterized. NCBI's taxonomy places the organism in Eukaryota, Fungi, Basidiomycota, Agaricomycetes, Boletales, Suillaceae. The record is from RefSeq and is a predicted model, not a curated record. Gene Ontology annotation, molecular function: catalytic activity. Bases 1 to 951 code for a protein of 316 amino acids. The transcript is spliced from 7 exons. Gene Ontology annotation, biological process: cell motility.